Molecule: messenger RNA, 1846 nt
Organism: Monomorium pharaonis (pharaoh ant)
Lineage: Eukaryota; Metazoa; Arthropoda; Insecta; Hymenoptera; Formicidae
Product: MAPK regulated corepressor interacting protein 2
Exons: 6
Coding region: 684-1136 (150 amino acids)
Source: RefSeq, a predicted model, not a curated record
AAAAAAUCGAUAGAGAAUGAUGAGAACCGAUACAAUGCCAAAAAUCUUAUUUUAUUUUUCAUAUUCAGAAAAAAAUAGUAUCCUAAAUCAUUUGAUGAAAAUGAAUUAAACCAUUGAAUGGUAGAAUUUUUAUCAAUUUGUUCUUUAUUCUAAUGAAAUUUAUCAUGAAUAAAUGAUAAUUUUAUCGUAAUCAAUUGUGCAUUAACGUUAUUAAUUCAAGAUUUAUAACUAAUUAAAAACGAUUGAAUAUUUCCUAUUGCUUUUUAGUAAUUUUUUUUAAGAUUUGCAGGCAGGAAAGUUUUUUCUAUCUUACCACGUGAGCAGCAAUAGAGCAAUAGGAUCUCUAGUCUUGAUUAGUCUUGAUUAUGAGUAUAAAUCAAUAGAGUUUGAGAGUUGGAGCUUGAAACAAUAUUUUCUCCCAUUACUUUUUCAUCUCCCACUUCUUUUGUCGCGUGUUGUUAGUGCAGUUCAUCGUCAUGAGCUGCGCUGAUGAGCGAUUUCGUAAGCCGUGGUAGUAAGUGGUAAGCCGGGAAUAUCGCCGGGCUUCAGCUUCAUUAUCAGCAGUUUGUUGCAAUCGGCAACGAUUAGCUUGAGAACACGCGGCAGGCGCGACGAUUUCUCGCGGAUGAUCUGGUAUUGCGUUUGCGAAAAAAAGCUUCCGCACUUAUCCGAGAACGAGGAUCAUGUAUACCGUGUCAAAGGGACCUAGCAAAAUCGUAGCGAAAACACGGCGAGGAAUCAGUCAGAAUCUCGAAAGAUUGGAAACUCUGCGUGAUGUAACGAGAAAGACCGAUAUUGAAGAUGACCACGAGAUUAUUCGUCAUAUACCAAAGCCAGUUUUCCAUAUGAAUGGGAAAUCCAAGUUCAUCUCGCAGCGACAUCAGAUGCAAGAAGUUAUCACACCACAACACGAGGAACUCAUCAAAUUUAUUUACGAAUCAUGGAAUCAAGUUAAUAUGCGACAAAGAAGCGAAUGUUGCGAUGGCACAGAAUGUGCACAACUUUGCAGUCCUAAGGAUUCGAUAGUAUAUUACAAUGAUGGUGAACGAAGUGAUAGUCUUCAAGACUUUAAACCAUUUGAUUUGGAAUCUUGGUGGGGCAAACGAUUAUUUAAUAAUAUUACCAAGUCACUUUGAGAUAUUAAAAAAGAGCUAAUAUUACAUUUCUGAGGACUUUUACUACGUUGGAGGUAGUAUAGCAGCCUGUUCUACACAAAUUGAUUGCAUCUUAAGCAUGUGAUUUAAACUUAACAGAGUUCUAAAAUUGGUAAGAUAAUGUUAAAAUACAGAUCUCAAAUCUGUAAGUUCAAUAUAUGUAUCGUGUCUAAAUUGCCAAUUAAAAUAUCACUCGAGUUAUAUGGGUGUGUGUGUCCACGCGCGCGUGCACACACACACACAAAAUACGUGUACUACACAAGCGCAUCAUGUCAUAUUAUAAAAGCAAUAAAUUACUAUCUGCGAUUUUGUACACAUUGUGCGUAUGCAAAAUAUAAAUAACAGUAACAAACACUGUUAGUAAUUCAAAUGAUUUAAUAACGAUUGUUUGUUUAUAUGCAUUUUUUAAAGAAAGUUUCUACAUUACAUAUUGAUAUUUGUUUAUUGUUGCUCUAUUGUUAGAAUUGCUCAAUAUUAAUAAGAUGCAGAAUCUUGGCAUCCGUUUCGUACAGAGCUUUGAAAGCUUGUAACAGAGUUUCACGCAAUUUUUAGUAGACAAUAAGUAGAAUAACGCGAGGUACUGUAUAAUAUAAAGCCAAAGUAGUUAAAAGAUUCAAAGUUCUGUUAAGUUUUAAACAUACAUAGAAGAAUUGGAGAGAGAGAGAGAGAGAGAGAGAGAGAGAGGAGAGAGA